Bubalus bubalis (water buffalo) is the source of this 2412-nucleotide messenger RNA. It is a transcript of the gene BARHL1, whose product is annotated as BarH like homeobox 1. Gene Ontology annotation, biological process: regulation of transcription by RNA polymerase II. Gene Ontology annotation, molecular function: RNA polymerase II transcription regulatory region sequence-specific DNA binding; DNA-binding transcription factor activity, RNA polymerase II-specific. The coding region runs from base 946 to 1929 and encodes 327 amino acids. The transcript has 3 exons. Gene Ontology annotation, cellular component: nucleus. The record is from RefSeq and is a predicted model, not a curated record. Lineage: Eukaryota; Metazoa; Chordata; Mammalia; Artiodactyla; Bovidae.
CUGUAAUUAAUUCAGUGUCUCUUUUAAUCAAACUGAAAGGAAUCGGGCAGUGGCUUGCGGAGCCGUGACAUCACCCCCAAAAUCGGCCAGAGCCAAUCAGCGUCAUCACUCCGGGGACACGUGGGCGAGUCCCCUUAAAAAAACACACACACACACACACACACACACACACACACAACACAACGAAAAAAAAAAAACCGAAAAAAAAAAACCCAGCCCCAAAGUAAAAGUGACACAAGUUCAUAUUUUAAAGGAAGGGGGGGAGGCGAAGGCGCGCGCGGAGGACGGGCGGAGAGCUGCAACCGCGGAGCCGGGAGGCGCUGUCCACGGUGCUGACGGGGCCCCCGGAGCGGUGGGAGCGUGGAGAGAAGACCUCACUGGCCAGGUGGAGCGUCAUGCGCCCAGGGCCGCCGCCGCCGCUAUCCGCGGUGCUGACGCCGCCAGGUGCGCCCCGAUCCCUCGGCUGGUAGCUCGGCUCGGGCCCGCUGCUAUCCGCGGUACUGACCCCGCUGCCCUCGGCCACCACUCGCCUGGAAGAAGCGUGCAGCUUGGAUUUUUUUUUUUUUAAGCCCUUCUUUAUUUAGAUUCCAGCGUCUUCGCAUCUCUUCUGUGCCAAAGGGGAGCUCAGGCCGUCCUUCUCCCCCUUGGCUCUCCCCAACUUGGCGCACCCUCCCUCCCGCUUCUCCCUGACACUCCCACCACCCCCCCUCGGCUCGGCGGCUCGGCGCGAUGCUGCAGAAGACGCGCUGAGCCCUUUUGGAUCUAAUGCGCAGAGGAGGUUGGCCCAGAGCUCCUGGGCUCCCCCAAGGCUGAACUCCAUCCAAGGUGCCCGCAGGCUCCCUGCCCGCCUUCCCCAUGCCAGCCCGCAGCUAGGGGCAGGGGCAGCGGCGGCUGGGGUUGGGGGUGGGUGGGGAGCUUUUGGGGAGGACAGGUUGCAGCUUGGCUAUGGAAGGCUCCAAUGGCUUUGGGAUCGACUCCAUUCUCUCCCACCGAGCGGGCAGCCCCGCCCUUCCCAAGGGGGACCCCUUACUCGGGGACUGCCGCUCUCCCCUGGAGCUGAGUCCUCGCUCAGAGAGCAGCAGCGACUGCUCUUCACCAGCCUCGCCAGGAAGGGACUGUCUGGAGACGGGAGCCCCGCGGCCUGGCGGGGCUUCGGGACCAGGUUUGGACUCCCACCUGCAACCUGGGCAGCUCUCGGCCCCAGCCCAGUCUCGCACCGUGACCUCCUCCUUUCUGAUCAGGGACAUCCUUGCCGACUGCAAACCGCUUGCGGCCUGUGCACCCUACUCUAGCAGCGGGCAGCCAGCCGCUCCUGACCCUGGGGGCCGUCUUGCGGCCAAGCCUGGGGAGGACUUUAGAGACAAGCUGGACAAAAGUGGCAGCAACGCCUCAUCGGACUCUGAGUAUAAAGUGAAGGAGGAGGGCGACCGGGAGAUCUCCAGCUCCAGGGACAGCCCCCCGGUGCGCCUGAAAAAGCCACGCAAGGCGCGCACGGCCUUCACGGACCACCAGCUGGCACAGCUGGAGCGCAGCUUCGAGCGACAGAAGUACCUGAGCGUGCAAGACCGCAUGGAGCUCGCAGCCUCGCUCAACCUCACCGACACGCAGGUCAAGACCUGGUACCAGAACCGCAGGACUAAGUGGAAGCGACAGACGGCCGUCGGGUUGGAGCUGCUGGCCGAGGCGGGCAAUUACUCGGCGCUUCAGCGGAUGUUCCCGUCGCCUUAUUUCUACCCGCAGAGUUUGGUUUCCAACCUGGAUCCCGGCGCCGCGCUCUAUCUGUACCGCGGGCCCAGCGCACCGCCGCCCGCGCUGCAGAGACCUCUGGUCCCUCGCAUCCUCAUCCACGGACUCCAGGGCGCCAGCGAGCCGCCGCCGCCGCUGCCACCGCUGGCCGGGGUCCUCCCGCGCGCCGCGCAGCCUCGGUGAACGCCCGCCCGCCCGCCGGCCCGCCCGCCCAGGCGCACCCGGCCCCCCGUCCCGGGGCUCCGCACUGGCCCCCCUCCGCCAACCUCGGGGAGGGCGCGGGGUUUCACGCCUCUUCCUGGGGCGGGGGGCGGCUCCCCGACCGGCCCUCCCUGGCGUCGGGCCCAGCGUCCCCAGAAGGGCCAAAUGCCAAGUCUUCUAAGGCCCGGACCCCCGGACUGAGUCCCCCUAAUCCUCCCCGCCAUCCUCUCUCCCGGUCACUCUAUCAGGGAGCCACUUCCAUCGCCGGUGUACAUACGUCCCAUCCCCCCAACCCCGCCACCGGCGCGCCCCCUCGCCCCUCCCGGGAGCAGGUGGGGCGACCCCCUUGCAGCGCUCUCCCGCUUCCCGCUCCAGCUGUACACCGAGCCCUCACCCCGCAGCCCUGACACACGGAGGAGAAGGGGAGUGCGAGCCCCCUGUCCCGCGCCAGGGCCGGCAGCAGAG